CUCAACGCCACCAAGAAGUGACCCUCGCUCGUUGUAUCCUUCCGACUGUAGCAACUCACUGCAAACAGCCAACGCUACGAACUUCUUUACACGCCCGUCGCUAAUCACCAUGAACAGUGGCUACACAGAGCCAUCGAAGGCUCGGAGCUCCAUCGCGAGUCCGUCGAGCAGCGCGUCGAGUAGUAGCGCAUCCAACGAACCCAUCAAAGCUGGGUACCUGAGCAAGUACAACCGUGGCAAGUGGAACGCCAAGCGCAAAUGGCGCCAGCGGUGGUUUGUGCUGGAGAACGGCGUGCUGAUGUUCUUCAAGUCGGCGCCGUCGGCCAAGAGCAAAAAAAGGGCCGUGCCGCGCGACGUGUUCGCCCUCGGCCCAUCGUCGAAGCUCAUGUUUCCAAAGGAUGAGCUCCCGUCCAUCACACCGAGUCCGUUUUGCUUUGCAGUGACAGCCUCCGGCAGUGCGAAACACAUCUUGCUCUGUGCCAGUUCCCAGCAAGAGUUCCGCGAAUGGACCGCCCUGAUCUCUGCGACGAUCAAUCCCGAGGCGCCGCCGGUCGUGCCGCCUACUCCCGUCUACGCCAUGGAACAACUGCAAGUAUACGACAACGUCAUGCCUCCAACGAGUCCUAUGUCACCGGCGAGGUCCACCUUGGAUUCUCCGACCGUCGCCAUCGGAGCGUGUUUGGUGCUGAACCCGUUCAUGGUCUUGCACUUCGACCUCCUCGUCACGGCCAUCGUGUUGCUCGCGGCACUUUGGUGCCUCUCGUUCCUCUUGACCCAUCGAUCUGUUACCUCAUCGCAGAUCAGCUCGUCCGUUCGAUAUCGAAUGCCACCAACGUUACCUAUCCAAACGCCGUCCUCGCUUCCUGAACCAGUGGUGGAGCCAACGCCAGAUGUAUGCCAUGUCAAGACACCCACGACCGUACACACUAGUGCAAGUCCUGUUGUGGGCUACGUGAAUGGCAAGAAAGCAUUCGCUGGGUGCUCGUUGACUGCUGUCUCCCCCGACGAAGCACAUCAUGCCACUGACAGCUGGACCCCCCUCGACGCGACUCUCUUCAACGUCCGCCGAGGACCCAACUACAAGAAGAACAAAAUCAAGGCGCCGUCCGGCCCAGCGUUUCUCGAAUUGGUGGCCACAGAUGUAUUUCGGUCGGAUUUGAAAGUGGACAACAUUGGGAGCAAGAUUCAACUGCCCAGUGACGUGGACGGCCGCACGGACUUGAUGAUUUUGAACACCCAAGUGCCUUGUUAUGCCCCUUCAAACCCCUUGGUACCAACCACCCUUUUUGUAUCUAUCGUGGGGUGCAAUGUAAUCAUCCAUUGCAGUGGGGAGAUCACAAAACGGAUGGCGUGGGGUUUAACUUUGUCAUGUACUUUGCCAUUCCCGAGGCCAUUCGCGCUCAAUUGGACGCAGCGGACGACCCGACCAACCCUCAACUACGGGUUCGUACAUUCAACAGAAAAGUGCAAUGUGACAACACGCCGGCGUCAUCAAAUCCCAACAACACGGAUAUAUUGAACACCUCACGGUCGACAUAUAGUUGUUGAAGUGGUUUUUCGAAGAAGACAGUGCCGUGCGCGACCGCCUCAAAGCCAUCGUGAGGGUGGCCAAUCCUGCCGAUCAAAAGCUGGGGCGAAUGGAGCGUACCCUCCUAGACACGUACAAUGGCCAGCCCCUUAUGACGCGGCCCGAGCACCGAUUCUACCGCGGCGACGGGUACUUUGAAGUGGACAUUGACGCACACCUGUUCAACUUCCUCGCGAGAAAGGGACUCACGGGCAUCACACAGCACUUUGGCAACAUGGUUGUCGACUUUGGCUUUGUCAUGGAAGGCCAAGAUGACGACGAGCUGCCGGAAAACGUGUUUGGAAGUGGCCGCAUGUGCCGCGUGGACGUGAACGCGGCGCACCACUUGUCGUUUCGCUAGCAAAAAUGACCCAAUUAUUACUUUAUUUUUCGUCA
Messenger RNA from Aphanomyces astaci, 1963 nucleotides. RefSeq lists its product as hypothetical. The record is from RefSeq and is a predicted model, not a curated record. Bases 110 to 1519 code for a protein of 469 amino acids. Lineage: Eukaryota; Oomycota; Saprolegniomycetes; Saprolegniales; Verrucalvaceae. The transcript has 7 exons.